AGUCAGUGUGUUGGAUGAUGCACCACCGUUGAUCAGAACAGACAGUAUAUACUUGACCAAAGCUAUGCUUGGAUACAAGACUGAUGACUCAAUAACCAGCAUUGACAACAGUGAAGGUGAUUAUGUCCCAGGGCCAUCAGAAUCAUCAGAGGAAGACAAUUCUGAUGAUUUUUCAGAACCAAAGACAAGGGUGGACAGCAGUAAACACGUUGAUUUAGUCUCAGAGGGAGACAGUUCAGAUAAAAUAGCAGGAGUCAAGAGAAGGAAUCACUACAAGAAGACUAGCAAGAGAUGCAGAAGUUCCUCAGAAGAAAACAGCUCAAAUGAAGAAACAGAACUCAAGAGAAAGAAUCAAUAUGCAAAUACUUAUAAGAGAUGUACUAGUUCCCCAAUGUCAAACACUAGCAGUGAAUCAUUGCUUGUAAUGAAUGUCUCAGAAUUAGAUGGAUCCAAAAAGUACCACCAAAAAAAGCACUUCUGUCUGUUUUGCGAGCAACCGCAAUCCAAAAUUGCCCGUCAUUUACAACGUAAACAUGGGGAUGAAAUAGAAGUAGCUACUGCACUUCGGUUUGCAAAGAGAUCAAAAGCUAGGAGACUUCAGCUGAAUCUUCUUCGCAAGAAGGGGAAUCGGGCACACAACAUUCAGGCACUUAAAGAAGGAAAGGGGGUUUUGGUACCAUGUAAACAAACAAGUAAUGACAAGACCAAUCACCAGGACUAUCAGCAUUGUUUUGCCUGCCAUGGGCUCUUUAAACGCAAAUCUAUGUGGAGGCAUGUGGCAAGGUGCACACUAGCACAACACGUUCGAAAGGAGAUGCCUGGCAAAACCAGAAUACAGGCGCUCUGUGCUAAUGCUCAACCGGUUGCUAAAGGAGUGAGUGAAAAGGUAUGGAAACUUGUGAGUAACAUGGCUCAAGAUGAUGUAGCCCAUGCAGUAAAACAAGACAGAUACAUCUUGGCAUUGGGUGAAAAAAUGUACAACAAGAAAGGGGAGAACCCCUCACAACACCAGCACAUUCGUCAAACUUUGCGAGAACUAGGGAGACUUGUGAUUAAAGGUAGAAAGGUGACACCACUGAAAAAGAUGAAGGAUUAUAUCAACCCAAAACACUUCCAACACAUCAUAAAAGCUGUCAAAGAAGUGACUGGCUAUGAUGAAAAGACAAACAAAUUCGAAAAAGCAACCCUGGCGACAAAGCUUGGGCAAAGCAUCCAGAAAAUUGCAGACAUCAUGGAGGGUGAAGCUCUUAUUACCCAGAAUGAAGAAAAGUUGAAGCUUGUCCGAGACUUCCAAGGCAUCUACCGUCUUCGCUGGAAUGAAAUUAUCUCUUCUGCUGCAUAUCGUACACUUGAACAGAAGAAAUGGAACGCACCGCAGCUUAUUCCAUUAGCAGAUGACGUUAAAAAAAUACACAUGUACUUAGAUGAAAAGCAGAAACAAUACUACAACCAACUGUGCGAUGAGAAAACCUCAGGAAAAUGGAGCAAUCUAGCAAAAGUGAUACUGGCUCAGAUGAUUAUCUUCAACAGGAAAAGAGAGGGAGAGGUGUCAAAGAUGUCUGUGGCAACAUUUCACUCCAGGGACAAAUCCCCACUUAACAAAGAUGUUGCAGUGGCGCUAACAGAGGUUGAGAGACUACUCUGUGCGCAUUUUGAACGCAUUGAAACCUGUGGGAAGCGUGGCAGGAAGGUGCCUGUAAUCCUUACUCCAGUGAUGGUGGAAUCUUUAGAGCUGCUUAUCAAAGAGCGGUGCUCAUGUGGAGUGAGCGAAGGAAAUAUCUACUUAUUUGCCAGGCCAGGAUAUGAUACACAUUUUCGGGGGAAUGACUGCAUCCGCGCCUAUGCCAAACAAUGUGGUGCCAAGUUACCUGAAGCAUUGUCAUCAACUAAACUACGAAAACAGGUUGCCACCCUCUCCAGAGUGUUAAAUCUCAAUGAUACAGAACAGGACCAGUUUGCUGACUUCUUGGGUCACGACAUUCGGAUUCAUCGAAAGUUCUACCGUCUUCCAGAGGGAACGCUUCAGUUGGCCAAAAUAAGUAAAAUACUGAUGGCAUGUGAACAGGGCAGAUUGGCAGAGUUCAAGGGGAAAAGUCUGGAUCAAAUAACCAUCAGUCCCAGUGAAAAAAGCAUGGCUGAAAAUAAUGAGGCUGCAGACUCUUGUUCAUCAGAGAACGACUCUGAGAGAGAGGAGUCAUCUGAAAAAUCCUAUGAAGAAAAUCUGACCGGAGAGAUGUCAGCGAUUCGGGCCAAACAGCCAAUGACUAAGGGAAAGCUGGGACAAAAGAGAGGCUCACAUGAAAUUGAUGCUGCAGCCACUGAUUGUGCAUCAGAGAACGACUCUGAGAGAGAGGAGUCGUCUGAAAAAUCCUAUGAAGAAAAUCUGACCGGAGAGAUGUCAGCGAUUCGGGCCAAACAGCCAAUCACCAAGGGAAAGCUGGGACAAAAGAGAGGCUCACAUGGUGCCAAAGGAACAAAAAGGUUUUGGUCGACAAUAGAGGUGGAUGCAGUUGAAGAUUCCUUGAUGAAUUUUAUCCGAAUGGGAAAAACGCCUGGAAAACAAGACUGUGAGAAAUGCAUUGCUGCUUCUGGCCAAGCGCUAGUAAACAGGGACUGGAGAGCAGUAAAGUUCUAUGUACACAACAGAAUAGUUGCAGAUCAGAGAAAAUAAGUGUAUAAGAUGCUUCUAUCUUGGUGUACCUCUGAGGAUUUAAUGGGACUUACUUGACUUAAGCUCAUAGGCAGUUAAUGAAUGUCCUCCAUCUCACUCUGUUUGGGGGAAGUUUUCCCAGGUGGGUUGUUCACUUUUGGAGUGAUUAAGGUCUCAAGAAUACAAAGCCUGCUGACUUUGAAUGUUACAGAAAAAUAAAAAACAUUUUUCUAAACUA
Salvelinus namaycush (lake trout) is the source of this 2888-nucleotide messenger RNA. RefSeq lists its product as uncharacterized. NCBI's taxonomy places the organism in Eukaryota, Metazoa, Chordata, Actinopteri, Salmoniformes, Salmonidae. Bases 65 to 2671 code for a protein of 868 amino acids. The record is from RefSeq and is a predicted model, not a curated record. The transcript is spliced from 7 exons.